CUAUAGUAGUGCUUUUUAUCGCCGAUGCCGACUGUUUCAAUUGCUCCGUGCCGUUCGUGCGAGUGAGUCGCGUUUUUUGUUCGCUCCUCCCUUCAACAACCAAAGUGGUGGACUCAACAAGUGUGCGAGCUGUGUGUGAUCUGUGUUUGGCUGAAACUCUACUUGAUUGAAGUUCGAAAAAUCUAAUGAAUCUGAAUCUUUCCCAACACUGUGACCCAUCAGAGAUCUCAAAAGCUAGAAAGCAAAGUUAUCGGUCCUGAAACCAAAUGAACAAACCUAGUGCAGAUUAAGUGAUAUUGAUUAACAAUCGAAGAUUGGUGUGAUACGAUUAACGAAGACAGUUAUCUGCCAAGGCUGGGCUUUGGAAGUUCCUAAUUACAAGAAUCGAGUGUGCGAGAGUUGGUUGGUUUCGAUCGGAGCGCAAGAAAAUGUUCCUCGACACGUACCUGUUGGGCGUAGUGCAGCAGGAGUUCUUCGAUGCGUCCAAGGCGCGCAGCACGCUGCUGGUGUUCUGCUGCACGCUCAGCUGCGUGGUAUUUCUGCAGUGGCUGUUCCGGCUGAUCUGCCAGAUCAAGAAGCUUCCGCCGGGGCCGUGGGGAGUGCCAAUCUUCGGCUACCUCACCUUCAUCGGCCACGAGAAGCACACACAGUACAUGAAGCUGGCCCGGAAGUACGGGUCGCUGUUCAGUGCGAAGCUCGGCGCCCAACUAACGGUGGUGAUCAGUGACUACAAGAUCAUCCGCGAGGCGUUCAAAACGGAGGACUUCACCGGGCGGCCGCAUUCGCCGCUGCUGAAAACGCUCGGCGGUUUCGGAAUCAUCAACAGCGAAGGUCAACUAUGGAAGGAUCAACGGCGGUUUUUACACGAGAAGCUACGUCACUUCGGAAUGACGGUGCUUGGCAACAAGAAACACCUCAUGGAGAGCAGAAUCAUGACCGAAGUCGCCGAACUACUCACCUCGCUGAACGAGGUUGGCAACCAGUCAACCGAUCUGAGCAAGUACCUUUCCGUGUCGGUCAGCAACGUAAUUUGCAACAUCAUUAUGUCGGUGCGGUUCUCACUGGAGGAUCCAAAGUUCAAGCGGUUCAACUGGCUGAUCGAGGAGGGCAUGCGACUGUUCGGUGAAAUUCACACCAUCGACUACAUCCCGCAGAUUCAGUACCUGCCGGGUAAUAUCAACGCCAAGAACAAGAUUGCCAAGAACCGACAGGAAAUGUUCGACUUCUACCGGGAAGUGAUCGAUGAACACAAGCGAUCGUUCGACGCUGAAAACAUCCGCGACAUUGUCGAUGCCUACUUGGACGAGAUCCAAAAAGCGCAAGCUGAAGGCCGCGACCAGGAACUCUUCGAAGGCAAAGACCACGAGAUCCAAAUGAUGCAGGUGAUUGCGGAUCUCUUCUCGGCCGGCAUGGAAACCAUCAAGACCACCCUGCUCUGGCUGAACGUGUUCAUGCUGCGGCACCCGGAUGCGAUGAAACGAGUGCAGGACGAGCUGGAUCAGGUGGUCGGUCGCAACCGUUUGCCGAAAAUCGAAGAUGUACCGUACCUGCCCAUAACGGAGACCACCAUACUGGAGGUGAUGCGCAUCUCCAGCAUCGUCCCGCUAGCCACUACGCAUUCCCCUAAAAGCGAUGUCGUCAUCAACGGUUAUACCAUCCCAGCCGGCUCGUACGUUGUGCCCCUCAUCAACAGCGUCCACAUGGACCCAACCCUGUGGGACCAGCCGGAGGAAUUCAACCCGAGCCGCUUCCUGGAUGCCGAAGGCAAGGUCCACAAACCGGACUUCUUCAUUCCGUUCGGUGUGGGCCGCCGGCGCUGUCUCGGUGACGUCCUCGCCCGGAUGGAACUGUUCCUGUUCUUCGCCUCCAUCAUGCACACCUUCACCAUCGAACUACCUGAAGACGAACCGAUGCCAAGUUUGAAGGGCAUCAUCGGUGUCACCAUCAGCCCCCAGGCAUUCCGCGUCAAGCUGAUCCCGCGACCACUCAAUUCCGACCUGGAUCGGCUGCGGAAUGUGGGUGGCUGUUGAUGGACCUCCCACCAGUGGUGAGGACCCGUCGUCCCAAAAGAGCACGGUAUGUUCCUACGUUACACGCAAAAACAAAAAAAAAAAGAAACGCAAACAUAAUAUUUACUGCAAUGGGCGAGAACACAAAUUGCGCGCGAAAAGCAACAAACUUCAACAAAUUAUCAAAACGAAUCAUUCGAGUGCCUGCAAAACUGAAGCAAAAUCGAUAGUACAUUAGCUAGUCAUGCGUUGUUGUUCGGAGAGUAAUUUUGUUGAAUCAUUCUUUUACAAUGUUGAAGUUGUUUUUAUUGCCUUUAGAGAGAUAAAUCCGCAUUUUUAAUCGCAUUUUAAUGACAGUUAAUUAUUUAUACAAGUGCCGAGUUGGUCGAAGCAAAAGCAAGCGUACAAAUGACUUCGGUCGAAUUGCACAUACAUACGGACACUCACACAUACACACACAGCACUCGGAGCAGCAGAAAUA
This is a messenger RNA of Armigeres subalbatus, 2490 nucleotides long. RefSeq names its product cytochrome P450 18a1 (gene Cyp18a1). The record is from RefSeq and is a predicted model, not a curated record. Gene Ontology annotation, biological process: xenobiotic metabolic process. Gene Ontology annotation, molecular function: heme binding; oxidoreductase activity, acting on paired donors, with incorporation or reduction of molecular oxygen, reduced flavin or flavoprotein as one donor, and incorporation of one atom of oxygen; iron ion binding. Lineage: Eukaryota; Metazoa; Arthropoda; Insecta; Diptera; Culicidae. Gene Ontology annotation, cellular component: intracellular membrane-bounded organelle; cytoplasm. The transcript has 5 exons. The coding region runs from base 429 to 2030 and encodes 533 amino acids.